AUGUCAUCCCGCAAACGCGAUCAGGCGUCUUCGGACUCCGAAUACCCCAGUGACGGAGGAUCUGAGAGUGCUGGAUCAACGUCCCCACCUCAAUCAAGAAAACGAACCCGUUUUUCAGCUUCACCCUCCUUCGAAGAUUCGGAUACAAGUGAUCGUGGCAUUAGGUUGCCCUCCCCUCGCUCCGAUGACGCGCUAUUGAAUGACGAAGAUGAGUUGGAACUACGACAAACACAAAUUAUUCAAGAAAAAUACGCACAUUUGGUCGAUGAGAUUAACGUGCCUGCCGAACAUGGCAUCCUUGAACGUGUCGAAUGCUACAAUUUCAUGUGUCAUGAUCACUUCUCUGUGGAGCUAGGCCCCUUAAUCACCUUCAUUGUUGGAAAAAACGGGAGUGGCAAGAGUGCAAUUUUGACCGGAAUCACCCUUUGUCUAGGUGGGAAAGCAUCUGCGACUAACCGUGGCCAGAGCUUGAAAAGCUUCAUUAAAGAAGGGAAAGAGAAUGCCUCCAUCAUUGUGCGAAUCAAGAACCAAGGCGAUGGCGCCUAUAUGCCAGAGGACUACGGCAAAUCAAUUAUCGUCGAGCGUCAUUUCUCCAAGAGUGGAUCCAGUGGGUUCAAAAUCAAAGGAGAGAAUGGACGCAUUGUCUCAACGAAGAAAGCGGAGCUGGAUUCUAUCACCGACUAUUUCUCCCUUCAAAUCGAUAAUCCCAUGAACGUUCUUUCUCAGGAUAUGGCUCGCCAGUUUCUCAGUACAUCAAGUCCAGCUGAAAAGUACAAGUUCUUUGUAAAGGGUGUUCAGCUGGAGCAACUGGAUCAGGAUUACCGCUUGAUCGAAGAAUCUAUCGACCAAAUCGAAGAAAAGCUUCGAAUCAAAGCACAGGAUAUUCGUGUUCUCGAGAACCGCAAGGACGCUGCAAAAAAGAAGCUAGAAAUUUCGGACCAACAUGACUCUCUGAGGGAGCGCAUCAGAAAUCUUCGGGGCCAGAUGGCGUGGGCUCAGGUUGAAGAUCAAGAAAGAGCACGGGACUCGUUCAGCAAUGAACUGGCAAAGGCUGAUGAACAGAUUGCGAAUGCAGAAGCCGCACUUGGCCAGUUUGAUGACGCAUUCCAGGCAGCUGAAGAGGAGUCUGAAACAGCCGCUGACCAUGCACAUCGUGCUGAUACGCUGGUUGAAGAAGCGCGUGGCGAAAAGGAAAAAAUGAAAGAGAAAUUAGAUGAGGAGAUGAGUCGACGGCACGACCUCCAGGCAGAACAACGUCAGAUUAAAGAAUAUUAUGAAGCGGCAAGGGCCAGGAUGACAGAGACGCAGGAAAAGAUUGACAACGAAACCCAACGCCUUGCUGAAAUUAGUGACGGGGGCUACGCCCGAAAGAAGGGACAGUGCGAAAGAGCCGCUGCUCUUGCCAGUGCUGCCAGAAUCGAAUACGAGGAACACGGACAGGGCGUUAACCCCUUGAAAGAAGAUGUCAAAAUUGCUGAACGGGAUGCAGAUUCGGCCCGGAAAUUGAUUGACGCGAAAGAAGAGGAUAUCAAUCAGGCCAACAGUCGACUUCGAAAUCUCACAAACCAAGACGGGCAAAGGCAAACUGGCUUCUCUGAAAAUAUGCCAUCACUUCUCAAGCUCAUCCGACAAGAGCGAUCAUUUACCACACCUCCAGUCGGGCCAUUGGGUCACUACAUUACUUUACUAGAGCCCAAAUGGGCGUCCGUCCUUGAGAAUACCUUGGGUGGCUCACUGAACAGCUUUGUCGUGACUUGUAAGAAGGACAUGAACCUUCUCUCUGGUCUCAUGCGUAGGACAAACUGUAAUUCGCCGAUUUACAUUGGAAAUGGCGGUGAGAUCGAUGUUACGGGACAUGAACCGCACCUUGAAUCUCACCAAACCGCCUUGAAAAUACUCAAAAUUGAAAACCCAGUGGUACAGCGACAACUCAUCAUCAAUCACGGCGUGGAGCAAAUGUUGUUGAUCGAAAAUUUGGAAGAGGCAUCCAGUGUGCUUUUCGACGGGGACCGCCCUAGAAACGUGAAACGAUGCUUUUGCAUUGACACCCGAGAUCGCCGUCGAGGUAUCCAUCUAUCAUAUAAUCGAAAUGGCGAGCCCAGCCAAGCACCAGUGCCGAUGUACCAGGGACACCCUCGAAUGAAAUCCGACCUAGCCUCUCAAAUCAGCACCCAGCGUGAGGUUAUUCAAGAUCUCAAGCGCCAGCUCAACGACCUGCAAGAAGAACGGCGAUCUGCCGAUGCCAAACUUAACUCCUACAAGCAGGAACUUCAGAUGCAUCAUCGAAAGAGCCAAGAAUUAAAGAUCAAUAUGCAGAGAAUGGAGGAUGAAGCUGAAUCUCUCCGGGAUGCACUUGACAAGCAGAAUGCCCAAGAUGGACAACUUGAUGCCUUGCAGGCUGCCCUACAGGAGGCUGAGGCUGACAGGCAGCUUAACGAGGGGUCUCUGAACGAUAGUCGCGCUGCCAUGACGAUCAUCAUGGAAAGUUUGAAGGUGAUGCGGCGGGAGAUGUCAGCGAAAGAUCACGACAUCUCUAAACUUCUACAAAACAGUGCCGUUGCCGAAGAGGAACGAAAGCGCGUUGAAGAUAAGCGCCGUAAGAUUCUUAAUGACAAGAGUGCUGCAAGCGGGCGCAUUGAGGACUACAAGAGAGACAGGGAACGAAUCCGCCAGAAGUGGGAAGAAGCCGCCGCGAAGGUUCUUGAUUAUAAUGGCAAGGCCAGCAUCGUUUCCGAGAGAGUUCCGGUCGAUGAAGGUGAGACUACCUUUAGUCUUGACCAGAAAUUGGAACGGCUACACCGAGAUCUGGAGCGAUACAACCAGCAGCUGGGAGCUUCCCGGGAGGAAAUCGCCGCCGAAGCUGGUCGAACUGAGAUCGCUUACCAGAGAGCAAUGAACCAGGUCAAUGAGCUUACUACUCUCGCACAGAUAUUUAAAGACACUCUUGAUAAUCGCAAGAAGAGGUGGGAGAUCUUUAGAUCGCACAUCUCAUCUAGAGCGAAAGCUCAAUUCACCUAUCUUUUGAGUGAGCGAAGCUUCCGAGGCCGCCUUCUCGCCAACCAUAAUGAGAAGUUGUUGGACUUGCAGGUUGAACCUGAUAUUACGAAAGAUGACAGCACUGGUCGUGGAGCCAAAACGCUUUCGGGUGGUGAAAAGUCAUUCUCACAGGUGUGCCUACUACUUGCUCUCUGGGAAGCCAUGGGGUCUCCGGUCCGUUGUCUUGAUGAAUUCGAUGUGUAUAUGGACCACAUCAACCGAAAGAUGGCUAUCGACAUGCUCAUGAUUGCCGCUCGCCGAUCCAUUGGACGGCAGUUCAUCCUCAUUACUCCGGGAAGUAAGACGGACAUUACUAUAUCUUCGGACGUGCGGGUGGUGGAGCUAGCAGAACCUGAGCGGGGCCAGACUACUCUCAAUUUUCAUCGGUCGUGA
Penicillium macrosclerotiorum is the source of this 3429-nucleotide messenger RNA. Its product is annotated as DNA repair protein SMC6. Gene Ontology annotation, biological process: double-strand break repair via homologous recombination. The transcript is spliced from 12 exons. Gene Ontology annotation, cellular component: nucleus; Smc5-Smc6 complex; site of double-strand break. Gene Ontology annotation, molecular function: damaged DNA binding; single-stranded DNA binding; ATP hydrolysis activity. The coding region runs from base 1 to 3429 and encodes 1142 amino acids. NCBI's taxonomy places the organism in Eukaryota, Fungi, Ascomycota, Eurotiomycetes, Eurotiales, Aspergillaceae. The record is from RefSeq and is a predicted model, not a curated record.